GCAGCAGCUAGUAUUAAAUAAAUUGCAAUAGGUAUUUAUUAUAAUCCAAUCAACAUAGUGAACUCAGAUAUACUCUGAUAUUCUCGAAAUAGGAUAACGAUGUUGAACUAUAUAAAUAGGUAACACAGCAACAUAUAUCAGUUAUACCGCGUGGCCGCCGCACGUCGAACGUGCCAACAUGGGUGUUUCUGUGCAUUAUCUAGUGUUUUUAUUAUUCGUUAACACAAAUGAAGCGGCAAGGAUUCUAGCAGUGUUUCCAAUCCCUUCAGUCAGUCACCAGGUAGUGUUCAGGCCAGUUACUCACGAGCUAGCCAGGAGAGGACACGAUGUCACUGUCAUGACGACAGAUCCCGCCUUCCCAAACGGAGGAGCACCAGCCAACCUCACAGAAAUCGACGUCCAUGAACUAUCCUACGACAUUUGGAAGAAAAAUUACAUGAUACAUUCCAAAGGGAACGAAAAAGACACGAUGUCACAACUGAGAAUAUCUUUUGAGUUGUUCAUCAUGUUGUUCGACGAACAGUUGAGACAUAAGGAUAUGCAAAAACUGAUCAAUGAUAAGAGCCAGAAGUUUGAUUUAUUAAUUAUCGAGGGUAUAUUCAGACCUGCACGAGCGUUAGCCCACGUUUUUAAAGCUCCAAUGAUUCUGCUGAGUUCUUUAAGUCCGUUAUUUGACAAUAUUGAAAUAAUUGGAGCGCCUGGACAUCCUCUUCUCUACCCAGAAGCUACUCGGCAAAGACUGAACAAUCUUACGUGGUUAGGGAAACUAUCAGAACUUUACAAUCAUUACAAGAUUCAGAACAUUUAUCAUAACAGUUUAGUUUAUGAAAAUGAAAUGCUUCGGAAACAUUUUGGACCAGACUUUCCAUGUGUCACUGAAUUUAAUAAGGACGUUGAUAUGCUGAUGGUGAAUGUGAAUCCAGUGUUUGCUGGUAUCCAACCUGUUCCUCCGUCUAUGGUGUUCAUGGGUGGUCUACAUAUAAAACCAGACAGCGAACUGCCAGCGGACCUGAAAUCGUACUUAGAUAAUUCCAAGCAUGGUGUGAUUUAUAUAAGUUUUGGUACUAAUGUGGACCCUACUCUGUUGCCUCCUGACCAAAUACAAGUGCUGGUGAAAACGUUGUCCAAGUUGCCUUACGAUGUAUUAUGGAAGUGGAACGGAGACGGGCUGCCAGGGCGCUCUAAAAAUAUCAGAAUCUCAAAAUGGUUCCCGCAAUCGGAUCUACUUAAACAUCCAAAAGUUAAAGUAUUUGUAACGCAAGGUGGUCUUCAGUCAACAGAUGAAGCGAUAACAGCUGGCGUACCAUUAAUAGGAGUUCCAAUGUUAGGUGAUCAGUGGUUCAAUGUGGAGAGAUAUGAAUAUCACAAGAUUGGAAUUCGUAUGGAUUUGAGUUCAGCUACGGAAGAACUGUUUAAGGAUGCUCUUCUCAAGAUCAUUAAUGAUGACAGUUAUCGUAAGAACAUAGUCAAGCUACAUACCCUGAUGGUCGACCAGCCCCAGAAACCACUGGAGCGUGCCAUCUGGAACAUAGAGUACGUGCUGCGGCACGGCGGCGCGAAGCACCUGCGCUCGCCUGCCGCCAACAUCUCGUGGGCGGAGUACCUAGAACUGGAACUGGUGCUCACAUUACUCCUAGUAUUAGUAGCUAUAAUAACUGUUCUAGUACUGAUUAUUCGUAAGUUGUUGAAAUGUUUCUUUGAAAAACCUGUACCUAAAGUCAAAUCAAAACGUUCCUAAUUAUGUUAAGUGUGCUGUGAAAGUAUAAAAUGUAGGUGUUAUUAUUUUAAAUUGAAAUGCGAAGUAUUGUGUACGACCAUUAUGUUAUGGUCAAUGGUCAAUCAAUUGAUUUUGUACGCCGUGAUAAUAUUUUGUAGAUAGUAUUUAUUAAGUUUUGUUAAGUAAUUUAUUAUGUAUUCCGACAUUAUGUUUUAAACUGGUAGAUAAACAUAAGUAGCAACAUUAAUUCACUUAAUUUGAAGCAUUAAGUUUUUCCUUCACAUAUUUUGAGAUAGUUUACAAAACUUAACUUUAACAGUUUCCUAUUGUAAAUACCAUUUAUUUCAUGAUUUUGCUAAAAAGACAAUCAACUUCAGUAUAAUUAUGUAAAAAAUUUCUUUGCAUUCCUUUUUUGGUUAAGUUUUUUCUGUCAAAUUGAAUAUUAAUCACUUUUUAAACAACUGUAGAAAAAACUGCGAGUCACUAUGUACAGUAGUGCAAUAAAGACAAAUUUUGUAAAAACUUUGUGAUUGUUUUCAUUUACUAAAUUAUACUUUACACACCGAACCAAUGUACAGAAUACAGAAAAAAGUACUACAUGAAAAAAACAGCGUAACUUUAUUGUAGCAGAUUUAUAUGAAACCCAGAAUUGUUCCAUGAGGCACCCCCAAGCUAUUUUUAAAUACAAUUUCAAAAUUUUGAUCAUAACUGACACUUUUAUUCUUUAUAUUGGUUUGUCUCCAUGAUUCAAGCGUCUGAUAUAUGUUUGCAACGUUUUAAUAUUAAAAAAUAUAUAUAACAUUCUUUACUUUAAUAUAGCUAGACACUCAAAAGCUUCCCCUUAUUCGUAAGCAAUAUUUAAGUUCAAUAAACAAUUGCA
Trichoplusia ni (cabbage looper) is the source of this 2597-nucleotide messenger RNA. Its product is annotated as UDP-glucuronosyltransferase 2B10-like. Lineage: Eukaryota; Metazoa; Arthropoda; Insecta; Lepidoptera; Noctuidae. The transcript has 4 exons. The coding region runs from base 179 to 1738 and encodes 519 amino acids. The record is from RefSeq and is a predicted model, not a curated record. Gene Ontology annotation, molecular function: UDP-glycosyltransferase activity.